This is a messenger RNA of Pecten maximus, 1690 nucleotides long. RefSeq names its product vesicular inhibitory amino acid transporter-like. Gene Ontology annotation, molecular function: amino acid transmembrane transporter activity. Gene Ontology annotation, cellular component: vacuolar membrane. The transcript has 2 exons. NCBI's taxonomy places the organism in Eukaryota, Metazoa, Mollusca, Bivalvia, Pectinida, Pectinidae. Bases 40 to 1383 code for a protein of 447 amino acids. Gene Ontology annotation, biological process: amino acid transmembrane transport. The record is from RefSeq and is a predicted model, not a curated record.
AAACUACAUUUCGUGAAAUACUCAACUUCAGAAAAUGAUAUGGAAUUAUGUGAACUCACGAACGGUAACUUUCCUCAUUCGGAUUCGGACGGAAUUGGCAUUGAUCCAAAAGAUCAAAUCAACGAAUGGCAGGCUGCUUGGAACAUAACGAACGCUAUACAGGGUAUGGUGAUUGUCAGUCUUCCAUACGUAGUCCUGAAAAGUGGCUAUUGGGCCGUAGUCGCCAACGUGCUGGUGGCUGGCAUUUGUUGCUACACGGGAAAGAUCCUUGUCGACUGUUUGUAUGAAGAAAACGAGUUUGGGGUCAAGGUCAGAGUAAGGAAGAGUUACGUUGAGGUCGCAGACCUUGCGUUUGGGUCUGUGAUCGGAGGGAGGAUUGUAAAUUUCGCUCAGAUCAUUGAGUUGCUGAUGACGUGUAUUCUAUAUAUGGUCCUGAGCGGUGAUCUGAUCGUCGGUAGUUUCCCCAACCUUCCAGUCGAUCUGUCGUCAUGGAUUAUGAUAAGCACAGCGUUCCUGAUCCCCUGUGCGUUUCUGCAGUCACUUCGUAGCGUGUCUUGGUCAAGCUUCUGGUGCACCGUUGCACAUCUUAUCAUCAACGCCAUUGUACUUAUUUUCUGUAUCACCAAGGCGGCUAAAUGGAAAGUUCAAGAGGUCAAAGUUCAUUUGGAUAUAUGGUCAUUCCCCAUAUGCCUUGGGAUCAUUGUAUUCAGUUAUACGUCACAGAUAUUUGUGCCUACGUUAGAAGGAAACAUGACUGACAAAAGUAAAUUUUCGUGCAUGAUGAACUGGACUCAUUUUGCUGCUGCCAUGUUCAAGUCUUUGUUCGGAUACAUUGGAUUCCUCACAUGGGGAAGUGCUACACAGGAAGUGAUAACCAAUAACAUAUCGUCAGAAAUAUUCAAAAUAAUCAUCAACAUGUUUCUUGUCAUCAAAGCGUUGUUUUCAUACCCUCUGCCAUACUAUGCUGCUGUAGAACUGAUUGACACCGCCCUGUUUAGUACAGGAUCUAAGACAGUAUUUCCCUCCUGUCUAGACGACAAGAAAACAUUGAAAGUCUGGGCUGUUGCGCUACGUUUAGGACUUGUACUAGCCACCAUGUUGAUGGCUAUAUUUGUACCAUUCUUUGCUCUUUUGAUGGGACUCAUUGGGAGCUUCACGGGAACAAUGCUAUCCCUGGUGUGGCCCUCCUACUUUCAUUUGUACAUAAAAUGGAGGGUCUUGCGUUGGUAUUCCAAAGUUUUUGAUAUCGGAGUUAUGAUUCUAGGAUUUGUAUGUUGUUUUGUUGGGAUGUACUACAGCGGAAUAGCACUUUAUCAAGCCAUACAGGGACUCCCUGCCACCCCUAGUCACGCGUCCCAUGUGCCCUUCCAUAAAGGCGUAUAAUCUACUAAAUCUUAGCCUGGGACGGUUUAAUUGUAUAUCAAAAAGAAAUUUUCUUUUAACUAUCUUUCGGUGUUCUAUUCAAUCGAAUCUAUAAUGGAUUUUCAGACAUGCAGGCAAUAAUUCAAUACACUGAAAGUACGAUUUCGUUCCGUUAAAACUUCCUCAACUUCAUACUGAGAAAGAAAUUUCCGUCACAUACCAUCUUUGUGUUCAAUUUUCCAAGAACGUUGGACUAGCUGCCUAUACUCUCCAUGAUUAUAGACAUCGUGUUUUCAAGUAUCUCGUUUGUUUAUUUUGUAGCCGAGGU